Pristis pectinata (smalltooth sawfish) is the source of this 8811-nucleotide messenger RNA. RefSeq names its product apoptosis inhibitor 5 (gene api5). Gene Ontology annotation, cellular component: nucleus. Lineage: Eukaryota; Metazoa; Chordata; Chondrichthyes; Rhinopristiformes; Pristidae. Gene Ontology annotation, molecular function: RNA binding. Bases 213 to 1781 code for a protein of 522 amino acids. The record is from RefSeq and is a predicted model, not a curated record. The transcript has 14 exons. Gene Ontology annotation, biological process: negative regulation of apoptotic process.
AUGGAGGGCAGUGCCUGUCACUGUUUGUCCUCCGGGCCUGCAGCUGGCGCUGCUGAGUGAGAGUCCGGGUCCCGCUCGUGGCCGUUCUCGCGAGGCUUCCUGGUGACUGACGGGCGGCGGCGAGCGGUGCGGCGCCAGUGACCCGGGAACAAGAGAGUCGGUGUUCGGUGUCACAUCGGCGGGGAGGGGGGAAGAUUUGUCCUUGACGGAAAAUGACGACGGUGGAGGAGCUGUACCGUAACUACGGGAUACUGGCGGACGCCACGGAUAACGUGGGCCAAUACAAGGAUUCAUAUCAGGCUAUUCUAGAUGGUGUGAAGAGUGGCGCGAAGGAGAAAAGAUUGGCAGCACAAUUUAUUCCAAAGUUCUUCAAACACUUUCCAGAGUUGGCCGAUAGUGCUAUCAAUGCUCAGUUGGAUCUCUGUGAGGAUGAAGAUCUUUCAAUUCGCCGUCAAGCCAUUAAGGAAUUGCCUCAGUUUGCAACAGGUGAAAAUCUUCCAAGAGUUGCAGAUAUAUUAACACAGCUUUUACAGACUGAUGAUAAUGCAGAGUUCAACUUGGUUAAUAAUGCAUUAAUAUGUAUAUUCAAGAUUGAUGCUAAAGGAACCUUGGGUGGUCUUUUCACACAGAUAAUCCAAGGGGAAGAUAUUGUGCGAGAACGUGCCAUAAAGUUCCUUUCCACAAAACUGAAGGCACUACCAGAAGAAGUCAUGAACAAAGAAGUAGAAGAAUACAUUUUUGUUGAAUCUAAAAAGGUACUUGAUGAUGUUACAGGAGAGGAGUUUGUUUUAUUCAUGAAAAUUCUGUCCAGCCUGAAGAACCUUCAGACAGUAAGUGGUCGACAACAGUUGGUCGAGUUGGUGGCUGAACAGGCAGAUUUAGAGCAAGUGUUCAAUCCUGCAGAUCCAGAUUCAGUGGACAGACUACUACAAUGCACAAGACAGGCUGUUCCUCUUUUCUCGAAAAAUGUUCAUUCAACCAGGUUUGUCACCUACUUCUGUGAGCAAGUAUUACCAAACCUGAGCUCCCUUACUAAUCCAGUAGAAGGACUUGACAUUCAGUUAGAGGUUUUAAAGUUGCUGGCAGAAAUGACACCUUUCUGUGGUGAUAUGGAAAAGUUGGAAAGUAAUUUGAAACAAUUAUUUGAAAAAUUACUGGAAUAUAUGCCAUUACCCCCAGAAGAAGCAGAAAAUGGUGAAAACGCAGGCAACGAGGAGCCCAAACUGCAAUUUAGUUAUGUUGAAUGUCUGCUUUUCGGCUUUCAUCAACUUGGAAAGAAACUUCCUGAUUUCCUUAUAGCAAAACUCAAUGCGGAACGACUUAAGGACUUCAAAAUCAGGUUACAGUACUUUGCAAGAGGUUUACAAGUCUACAUCAGACAGUUACGACUUGCUUUGCAAGGGAAAACAGGUGAAGCUUUGAAAACAGAGGAGAAUAAGAUUAAGGUUGUUGCAUUGAAGAUAACCAAUAACAUUAAUGUUCUUAUCAAGGAUCUGUUCCAUAAUCCUCCCUCUUAUAAAAGUACAGUCACCCUUUCUUGGAAGCCUGUACAGAAAGUUGAAGGAGGACAAAAACGAAUGGCUGAGGAAAACACUUCAUCCCCUCCCAAGAAACAGCCACCAGCACAAAAACGGGAUACCAGGCAGAUCUACAAUCCACCUAGUGGCAAAUACAGUGGUAAUCUUGGUAACUUCUCUUAUGAACAAAGAGGUGGUUUUCGUGGAGGCAGAGGUCGAGGCUGGGGUGGACGAGGAAAUCGUAGCAGGGGACGCCUCUAUUAGAAAUAAAUGUUCCUUCACCAUUGCGUGUUGUGCAGUAGUUACUGUGUACUAUAUUCUUGGGAUUGCUACAGAGCACCUGCAAGAACUGCGAGUAGCCUUCCAAAGAGAAUUCUGUAUUUAAGCAAACCUAAUUUCUAAAAGAUACUUUGUACAAUUCAAUCUUUGUUUAUAUUUCGGUAUGUGAAGCUGUUUCUUCCAAAUCCACACCCUUAUUCUAAAAGUACUUUUUAAUUUCCUUUUUAGUGUGUACUACUCCGCAGAUAUUUGCAGUUAUAGAUUGGAAGAAAUGUUCAAAACAUAAAGCAGCAGUGUUUGACAUUCCAAAGUCCAUCUUUCUAAGGCACUAUGGUAACAUCAAAAUAUAGUAGAAAACAUUCGCGUUCAGUGCUCAUUUGAUGCAAUCAAAUGAUGCAUUCACAUGGUUGUGUCCCAGCAAGGUGGUGUGUAACCAGAUUGAGGUCACACUUAAAACUGUACUUUUGUGAUCCAUGACUAAAUGUAGGAACUUCCAAGAUAUUCUGGCAUACUUUCCAAAUAAAAAUGUGCUACCAGAAGAAGUGGCAUUACUAUAAAACUUGUGUUCACUAAAAUACCACAACAGGUAAUUCAAAAUUUUGGAUCUGAUACUUUCCCAAUUGAAAUGCUUGUUGAACGUUUUAAUCCUAUUCAACAGGCUCCUACAAAGACAGAGCAGAUAAGUAAUGUUUCUCUGGGCCUAAGUGGCAUUUUACAAAAAAAAACUCAAAUGGGUCUUGAUUCCCCAUUUUUUUCGCCGAUGUUUUAUCAGUGCCCAUUAAUUUUCCAGUGGAGACUAGGGGGUUUAAUUGUCAAAAUUGCAGACAGAAAUGCACAUACUUAUAUAGUGGUCUAUUAAUGUACAGUAUUUUAGUGGGGUCCGGAAAUUUGAAGCUCUGAAGCUGCAACUGAAUUUCAACUCGAUUUGUCCCAUUCAGUAAACAAAAGACACUAUUCCUAUGGAUGAAUAUCAGGUUAUUUGUUGUGAUAAACUUGUGAUAUGUGCAGUAUUUAUGUAAUUUGUUCCCUCUUUAUGGUCUGUACAGAUUUACUGAGAGUGUUGUAGAGUUGAAGUACUGCAUUCAAAGAAUAAUUGUAGUUGAGAGAAUUUGUUUGAUUCCAUAACUUGUCUGCAUUUUGGCUUUGAUUCCCUACUUCAUUGUCCAUCUCCAUGGCCAGUCUUGAUAUCAAAUAUUAUCUCAUUGUGCCUUUGCAGUGUACAAUGGGCUUCAUUUUGAUGUCAGAAGACAACUGUAAUAGAGAUUUUCUGAACUAUAUCCAUCACUUCCCAAGUUUGUAUUCCUGCCCUCAAUAAACCAGUAGUUAACAACUUGUACGUGUUAAUGUUUCAGCUGGUCAUCUUCUAAAUUUAAAACUUAUUUUGAAGAUUUGAAUCUACGUUGAGAAAUUGUUUACUGUAUGACUGCAAGUACUUGUGAACAAACUGUUACCCAGCAGUGAUUUGAUCCUUAUUAAUAUAUUUCUAUUGGAACUUUAAAAUGUAUUAAGUAGAACUUACUUCAAUGCUAGAUUAGAUGUACAUUUUUAGGAAUCAUGUAGACUCGAUCACAAUAUUAUGAUUCCAGUUAAAAUGCUGAAGAAAUACUACUUGCACCAGUACCGCUGAACAACCCAUACUGGCCUUGAAAUAUGCCUGUUCUGGAUUACUGCAGAAAUUAUCUGGUAAUAUAUUUAUUCCUCUGUGCUGAAAUUUGGGAAGGUGUCUUCAUUGAAUAUACAAACUGUUUUGAGGCUACAGUGGAAAUGUUAAAUGUUGAUAAAAUUUGAAUAAUGAACUAAUAUCAGAAAUGACAGAAACAAAAAUCUUGGGAGUACUGUUCAGAUAAAUAUUUUAGUGUUUUUUUUAAUACAAAAUGCGAAUGUUAAGUAUUUCAGAAUAUUUGAGCAAUGCUAAUCUGUUUGGAUUGCUGUUUAACUACCAAGAUCUUAAAUUUACCAUUGUGCAAAUCGAUAUAUUAAGGUGUAUUUUGGAAGCUUGCUUUUGGAGGUUAAUGAAUACUUGUGCAGUGAAUGUCGGCAUGCAGUGAAUAUUGGCAUGCACAAUGUUUAUAUAUUCACUUUUUGACAUCCAGUCUUUGUACAGUCUUUCCUUGGUGGAAGCUAAUUAAUGCAGUAACUAUGAAGGGAAAGAUGAUUUUUCUCUUUCUUUUGUUAUACAGUUGAAUCUAUUUCUUUAUUUUGUCUUUGGUCUGCAAUAUAACAGUGCCAGAGCACCUUUUAAGCUGUGCAAAACAUUCUGCUUGUCCUUGUAUUGUGCAGAAAGAUUUAUUUCAAUACUUGGAUUUAAAAUCUCAAACUUAUUUAGAAAAGCUGUAACUGUGCAUGUGACUUUUAUAAGGGUGUCUGUACAUAUUUGAGGGAAUGCUUUUUGUAGGUGUUUGCUGGUUUUAUCAAUGUCAUUGCAGCUUCUGUUGAGAAAUGCAACAAAGUUUGCAGCAGCAUUUUCUUUCAGUAGAAGGAAAUGCAAUCCCACCCUUUUUGGAAUAUAUGUUUUAUAUGGUAAUGGUGCACACUGAAUAAUAUUUUUAUAUUGUGCAUCUAUAAUCAGUUAGUAAACAAUGAUGAAAAAUAGCUACAUGGUCAACAGAUUUUCAAUAACUUGGCAUAACCAAUAUCUAUUGAAGAGAUUUAAAUAUUUUUAUAGGGCUAUUAAUUUCAAUCUUGUGUACAGUUGGGCAGUUUUUUUUUCAGAUUUUUUUUAAAACAAGUUUUGAGAGAACCAUUGAGAGUGGCAGGGAUUGCACGAACUCGUGGUCUGGUAGAUCUCAAAAAUUAAUGUGUAAUUAAGAAUAUCAACAUUAAAUAUUUGAGUAUGCAGCAUCAAAAUUUAGUCAUUGACACUAGCUAAAUGGAAAUGAAGUUUGCUUGCUUAGCUGCGUAAUAGCCCUGGAAUUCAAAAUUGUGUAUGUGCACUGGGAGGGGAAACAUAAUUUAUAGAUGUGAGGAUCGAUUUGUUAAAAUGGUGUUAAAAUGUUGAUACAUAACUGAAACUGUAUUAGAAGUUUGGAGAGCAAAUUGUUCCCUUUGUAAUUUUCAAAAAUAUAUUGGCAGUGAAUCUGCUCGUCAGGAAUUAAUGUUUCUUGCCUACUUUUUUGUUCUUGUUCUAUUUAACUUUCAAUUUAUUUAAAAAUACCUACCAGACUGUCUUGUGUUAAAUCUUGUUAUGCCCUUUCAGUACCUUUUUUAGAAUGGCAGUGGAUGAGUGACAUAAUUUACCCGCACAAAGUAUGACCUUCUGGUUGUACCUUUUUUUAUUAUGAAAGCAGAAAUGUUGAAUGUAAACAUGAUUGAUGGAAGAAUCAUCUUGGAUUUCUGGACAAAGCAAGAGUCCUGUGUGAUUUAAGGAUAUUUGAAUUAUUUGUUCUUUCUGCUUGGUUAAGUUGCAACCAUGACCGAAGGAUAGCUUGUUCCCUACUAUUGAGGGCUUUAUUGGAAUAUCCCAAGCCAGAAGUGAUUUGGCAAUUCACCAUUCCCAAUAACAUUUUGAAAUGUUAAUGCAUAUGAUGUCCCUUUUUUUUCAGCUUCUGAGAUCUGUGAAGGAGUGGAGAGGGCAACUCCAAAGAUUUAGGAUCUAGUUCUAUAAUUGUUUAAUUAGGGGUAAAACUUUGAAGUUACUUGUUCAUUGCUAACUAAUGCAGUCUCUUAAACGAUUCCAGAGUUUCGCCUUUUUGUUUUUUUUUAAAAAAGGCAAAACUCUGGGGAAAAUGUUACCUUUUCUUCCUUUCAAAGCAGGAAAAGCAAGAUUUUACUGUUUUUCCUCUUCGUACGUUUGGCACUUGAUAUCGGCAUUGUGGCUGUUGGAACUGACGUUUAAUGUUUUAAUGUUUUCCUUGGGUGGGUUAUUAACAGGAGUUUAUUUCAACAGGACUUUAUCACCUUAACUUUCAUGUAUUACUUUCCUGCUUAUUUACCAUUUUGCCUAGUGGGAUAUGGGCAUCACUGGGAAGGCCAUUUAUUGCUGAUGCAUGAUGGCCUUUAAAAAGAUGAUAGUGAACAUCUGCCUAGACCCAUUAUAGUCUACCUGGUGAAGAUAUUCCCAAAGGUCUGUUGGUUAUGGAUUUUGAUGCCAACUAUUUUGUUAAAUGGCAGUUACAUUUUAAGAUCGGAAUGGUGUGACUUGGGGAACCUAGAGAUGGUGGCAUUCUCAAAAAUAUUUUCCAAGCUAUUAGUUUUAUGAAUACUCCACUCAUUUUGGUCAGAUGAAAAAUUUAUUUAAAUAAUCAAUUUUGUAAGUUGGGAAAAUAGUAGGCCCAACCCCAAAUCCUGCAGGAAUCUACUUGCCUUGCAGCACAUCUUAAGUCAGGCAAACACCUGUGUGGCUAUUUGCACAAUCGAUGACACCAUGUAUUCCCACCAUCUUGUAUUUUUCCUUUACUUGGAGAUGAGAGUAGUUAUGGAAGUUAACACAUACGAAAAUUCAAAACUCAGAUUUUCAUUUUCGUUACGUGUGCUAAUAGCAAAACAUUUUUCAUAGCAGUUCACUGCAUGGGUCAACAUGAUCUUAAAAAUACCUGUUGUUUUGCACCUUCCUUGCGAUUUUCCCUGAACCUCCACACCUGAUUGACCAUUUAUCAGCAGCCUUUUUCAAUGUCUGGUCUUGCCUCAGAUUUCAGUUCAAAACUGUCAAGGAGCUUGGUCAGGUAUAAUCUUCCCAUCCUGAACCAAUACUCACUGUUGUUUAUCAUAUUAUUACUGCUCAGAUUUUCUUUGAUUUUUUUACAAUUGAAUUGAAGGAAAACUAAUAAGUUUCUAAUUUUGAACAGGAUCUGCUUGCAAUCUCCUGGCAUCUCUUCAACAUUGGGUUAUUUUCUGUUUCAAUACCUCAAGUGUCCUGAGUUUCCCCUGGAUGGCAUUGUCAUUGGGCUUUACCAUUGGCUUGAUUAGUAUCUCAUUUCCUAUAUGGAAUUGUUCAUUUUACCUUUUUUUUUCCAGGAUGAAACAUUACACGUCUUGUAGAAAAUCAUUGUUUUCCUGUUUAUCAUUUUACAGCCUGUUGUAUAUUUUAGUUCUCACUUUGCUAUUAAAGUUCUCUUUCUCCUACAAUUUUUUUUUCCUUCUGAAUUUUUUAAAAUUCUGUAUUUUGUGUAUUAAUCCCAAUAAAUGCCUUUCAUUUCCUUCCUUUGGAAGAUGUAGUCUUUCCUCAUUUGUUUAUUCAAUUCAUUUUUAUAGAACAGUACAGCACAGGAAUAGGCCCUUAGGCCCAUGAUGUCUGCCUGCAUGUACGUGGUCUAUAUCCCUCCAUGUGCCUGGCUACAUGCCUCUUAAACAUUGCUAUUGUAUCUGCUUCUACCAUUUCCCCUGGCUGUGCAUUCCAGGCAUCUACCACUCUGUGUCCAAAAAAAAAGCUGCCUUGUAAAUCUCCAUCAAAUUUUUCCCUUUCACCUUAAAGGUAUGUCCUCUAGUAUUUGACAGCUCCAUAUUGGGGGGGGAAGGCUCUGACGAUCUAUCUAUGUCUCAUAAUUUUUAUGUACUUCGAUCAGGUGGUCCCUCAGCCUCCGACAUUAGAGAAAACAAUCCAAGUUUAGCCAAGUUCUUUUUAGCUAAUACUCUCCAAUCCAGACGUCAUCUUGGUGAAUCUAUUCUGCACCCUUUCCAAAGCAUCCACAUCCUUCCUGUAAUGCUGCGACCAGAACUGCAUACAGUACUCCAAAUGUGGCCUGACCCAAAGUUUCUGUUCAUACUUGUACUUGUUGAUCAUUUAUAUCAACAUUGUUCCCUAAAGGGGAGAAAUUGAUUGAAUCACUAAAAUGGAGGUUUCAACAUGUGUGUAGCAAUUACAAACAAGAGGUCCAGGCAUAAUAAAAGUGAAAAUAUAGGAAAAUCUCUUGGAAAAAGUUUGCAAUUAGGAGUAGGUAGUCCAAAAACUUCCAAAGUAGAUGAAAGUGAAGAGAUAUUUAAGGACAAGUGGAUAGGUAUAAGAAAUGGAUGUAAUGUGCAAAUUCCAAAAAGGUGCCAAAAAUUCUGCUAUGACAAUUGGGAGAGAUUAUACACACCAUCUAUUUACAAUUGUGCAUUUUACACUCUGAUAAAUUUGAGUGAACAAUUCAUAUUCUUUAAAGUAAGUCAAUGCACUAGUAAUUACUUCAAUAUAAUCAUGAAAUACGUUCAAAGAAUCAUUGAUGACAUGACUUUUUAGUUUGUACAAGGUUGCUUUGACUUAAGAUUUCAUAAGUUUAUUCCAUUGAAGCCAAUGUGAACAGGACAGGAAACAAUUGUAAAUUAUCUGUAGUUUGCUGUCUUAGUUAAAAAUAGUUCAGAAUUUUGAGUUUUAAAUCUGGUAGAAAGAAAAUGUGUUUGUGUAGGAAAUACAAGAAUUUAAAGUAGUUGUUCCAUGGUUGAUAGUUACAUAUUGUGUGGAGUUUAAUCUUCUGUGCAAUGUGCAGUUGAAUUACUUGUGUACAAUGAACUAUCCAGGUAUCUCUUAAUAUAUUAAAAUUGUGUCUGUACACAUUCACUCUACAGAAUUUGUCAUUUUAUCAACGUUUGCCAUAACUCCAUGUUUAUGAUGGAGAUUGCUGUUGCAAAUAAGUCCCAUUGUAAUUACAGGUGCUUGACACUGGUGGUGAUAAAAUAUCAUGGAGUUACAUCUUGGCUUCUCCUCCAGAGAAACUCAUCUGUUCCAAACAGCUUUCCCACUCUUCCAAACUUGGUGUUUUUUAGUUAAGCAAGCAAAAGAUCAAAAUAUAUAUUUCAAGAAAAAAUUACAUUCAGAUACUCUGGUCCAGUUAGCCCCCACUUUAGUUGAAGACAGAACUCGUUUUUGACUCUUCAUAUUCAAUAGACUAUUAUCACAGUAUACUGUUUAUGCUGGUGUAUAAAGUAUUCUGCAUUCACAAGAUUUUCAGAAUGUCUGUUGAUUGCUAUGCAAUUCUUAUGUUCAGAUUAAAAUGUAAUUUCCUGUUCAACCAUUUUUUGUUCAAAAAUUUCCAAGACCUCCAACUGUAGUUUGGUGUAAUGUACUUUGGAACCAAAAAUUAAACAGCAUCUGCGGCUA